AUGGAGACCGGCGCCGGCCCAUAUCCGCUGCGCCUGUUCGUUUGCCUGAUGCCGCUCUGUCUGGCGUUGCUUUUGGGACCAGGGAGGCCCGGGACCGCUGAGGAAGUUAUCCUCCUGGAUUCCAAAGCCUCCCAGGCUGAGCUGGGCUGGACUGCACUGCCAAGUAAUGGGUGGGAGGAGAUCAGCGGCGUGGACGAGCAUGACCGUCCCAUCCGCACAUAUCAGGUGUGCAACGUGCUGGAGCCCAACCAGGACAACUGGUUGCAAACUGGCUGGAUCAGCCGUGGCCGCGGGCAGCGCAUCUUCGUGGAGCUGCAGUUCACGCUGCGCGACUGCAGCAGCAUCCCGGGCGCCGCUGGCACCUGCAAGGAGACUUUCAACGUCUACUACCUGGAAACAGAGGCUGACCUGGGUCGCGGGCGUCUCCGAGCAGGUGGCAGCCGGCCCCGCAAGAUCGAUACAAUCGCGGCAGAUGAGAGCUUCACGCAGGGCGACCUGGGAGAGCGCAAGAUGAAGCUGAACACAGAGGUGCGAGAGAUCGGUCCGCUCAGCCGGCGGGGUUUCCACCUGGCCUUUCAGGACGUGGGCGCAUGCGUGGCGCUGGUCUCCGUGCGCGUCUACUACAAGCAGUGCCGCGCCACGGUGCGGGGCCUGGCAGCGUUCCCGGCCACCGCGGCCGAGAGCGCUUUCUCCACGCUGGUGGAGGUGACGGGAACGUGCGUAGCGCACUCAGAAGGGGAGCCCGGCAGCCCCCCGCGCAUGCACUGUGGCGCUGAUGGUGAGUGGCUGGUGCCCGUGGGCCGCUGCAGCUGCAGUGCGGGAUUCCAGGAACGUGGUGACAUCUGUGAAGCCUGUCCCCCAGGGUUUUACAAGUUGUCCUCGCGCCGGCUGCUCUGCUCCCCGUGCCCAGAGCACAGCCGGGCCCUGGAAAACGCCUCCACCUUCUGCGUGUGCCAGGACAGCUACGCGCGCUCGCCCACCGACCCGCCCUCGGCCUCCUGCACCCGGCCGCCGUCGGCGCCGCGGGACCUGCAGUACAGCCUGAGCCGCUCGCCGCUGGCGCUGAGGCUGCGCUGGCUGCCGCCGGCCGACUCGGGCGGCCGCUCGGACGUCACGUACUCGCUGCUGUGCCUGCGCUGCGGCCGCGAGGGCCCGGGGGGCGCGUGCGAGCCGUGCGGGCCGCGGGUGGCCUUCGUGCCGCGCCAGGCCGGGCUGCGGGAGCGCGCCGCCACGCUGCUCCACCUGCGGCCCGGGGCGCGCUACACCGUGCGCGUGGCGGCGCUCAACGGCGUGUCGGGCCCGGCUGCCGCCGCGGGAGCCACCUACGCGCAGGUCACCGUGUCCACGGGGCCCGGGGCGCCCUGGGAGGAGGAUGAGAUCCGCAGGGACCGAGUGGAGCCCCAGAGUGUGUCUCUGUCGUGGCGGGAGCCCAUCCCCGUCGGAGCUCCGGGGGCCAAUGGCACGGAGUACGAGAUCCGGUACUACGAGAAGGGUCAGAGUGAGCAGACUUACUCCACGGUGAAGACAGGGGCACCUGCGGUCACUGUCACCAACCUGAAGCCGGCUACCCGCUACGUCUUUCAGAUCCGGGCGGCUUCCCCAGGACCCUCCUGGGAGACCCAGAGCUUCAAUCCCUCCAUCGAAGUGCAGACCCCAGGGGAGGCUGCCUCAGGGUCCAGAGACCACAACCCUGCGGUGGUCGUCACCGUGGUGACCGUCUCAGCCCUCCUUGUCCUGGGCUCCGUGAUGAGCGUGCUGGCCAUGUGGAGGAGGCCCUGCCCCUAUGGCAAAGGAGGUCAGGACGCCCACGAUGAGGAGGAGCUGUAUUUCCACUUCAAAGUCCCAACACGCCGCACAUUCCUAGACCCCCAGAGCUGUGGGGACCCUCUGCAGGCUGUUCAUCUGUUUGCCAAGGAGUUGGAUGCAAAAACUGUCACCCUGGAGAGGAGCCUCGGAGCAGGGCGGUUCGGGGAGCUGUCCCUCGGCUGCCUGCAGCUCCCUGGCCGCCAGGAACUCCCUGUGGCCGUGCACAUGCUCAGGGACGGCUGCUCUGACUCCCAGAGGCUCAGCUUCCUGGCUGAGGCCCUCACCGUGGGCCAGUUCGACCACAGCCAUAUCGUGAGGCUGGAGGGUGUGGUCACCCGAGGAAGCACCUUGAUGAUUGUCACUGAGUACAUGAGCCACGGGGCCCUGGAUGGCUUCCUGCGGCGGCAUGAAGGCCAGCUGGCGGCUGGCCAGCUGUUGGGGCUGCUGCCCGGGCUGGCGUCAGCCAUGAAGUAUCUAUCGGAAAUGGGCUAUGUUCACCGGGGCCUGGCGGCCCGCCGUGUGCUGGUCAGCAGCGGCCUUAUCUGCAAGAUCUCUGGCUUUGGGCGGGGUCCCCGAGACCGAGCAGAGGCCGUCUAUACCACCAUGAGCGGCCGGAGCCCAGCGCUGUGGGCCGCCCCUGAGACCCUUCAGUUCGGACACUUCAGCUCCGCCAGUGACGUGUGGAGCUUCGGUGUCGUCAUGUGGGAGCUGAUGGCCUUUGGGGAGCGGCCCUACUGGGAUAUGUCUGGCCAAGACGUGAUCAAGGCGGUGGAGGACGGCUUCCGGCUGCCCCCGCCCAGGAAUUGCCCCACCCCCCUACACCGGCUGAUGCUUGACUGCUGGCAGAAGGACCCUAGCGAGCGGCCCAGGUUCUCCCAGAUCCACAGCCUCCUGAGCAAGAUGGUACAGGACCCAGAGCCCCCGAAGUGUGCCACAACCACCUCUCCCAGACCCCCCACCCCCCUGGCGGACCGCGCCUUCUCUGCCUUCCCAUCCUUCGGCUCCGUGGGUGCAUGGCUGGAGGCCCUGGACCUGGGCCGCUACAAGGACAGCUUCACUGCCGGUGGCUACGGGAGCCUGGAGGCCGUGGCUGCCAUGAAUGCCCAGGACCUGGUAAACCUGGGCAUCUCGUCGGCAGAACAUCGAGAGGCCCUCCUCAGCGGGAUCAGCGCCCUGCGGGCAUGUGUGCUCCAGCUGCAAGGCCAGGGGGUGCAGGUGUGAGCUGCGCCGGCCCUCGGGGGCCAGGACCCCAGCCCUCACAGGGAUCCUGGCCUGCCGCGCCCUGGCGGGGUUGGAGUGAGCGUGUGUUCCCUGCAUUUGGGGCCUGGAGCGUGUCUGGGACCACAGUUCCCCUCCUUACACUGCCUACUCCUCCCAUUUUCCCUGGUCUGGACCCCUUGGCUGGCUCUGGCCCCCCUGGCCAGAGGGUUCAUAUCCCUGGGGAGAACCCCCGAGAUAACACAGGAGAAAAUGCAAGGUCCCAGAGACCAUGGCGGGUGGGACGGAGAGGGAAGAUGUAGCUUUAAAUUGCCUGGUUCAUGUUUUCCUGUCUUCCAUACCCACUGGGGCCUGGGGCCUACCCCAGUGGGUGCCCCUUUUCCCCACAGACCUAUUGGCCAGUUGGCAGCAUGGGUCCCUAAUAAGCUCCCAAGAGACCUGGCAGGGACCACCGCUUCCUGGCAGCCUGUCCUGAAGAGUCCCGGAAAGGCGAGGUCCUCAGCUUCCUGCACGAGAGCUCGGCCCUGUCCGCACACCG
Neogale vison (American mink) is the source of this 3562-nucleotide messenger RNA. RefSeq names its product ephrin type-A receptor 10. The record is from RefSeq and is a predicted model, not a curated record. Gene Ontology annotation, molecular function: transmembrane-ephrin receptor activity; protein binding; ATP binding. Gene Ontology annotation, cellular component: plasma membrane; neuron projection. Gene Ontology annotation, biological process: protein phosphorylation; cell surface receptor protein tyrosine kinase signaling pathway; axon guidance. NCBI's taxonomy places the organism in Eukaryota, Metazoa, Chordata, Mammalia, Carnivora, Mustelidae. The coding region runs from base 1 to 3027 and encodes 1008 amino acids. The transcript is spliced from 17 exons.